AAAAAAAAAAACCAAAGAUAAGAAAGAAGAAGAAAAUCUAUGAAAGCAGGGAGCACUUUGAGGGAGAGGGCCCUCGCUCCACUUGAAGCAGAAAGAGAAGUAAAGAUUGUGGUGGCCUCCCCCACACCACCCACUCCAUCAUGGAGAUGCAUCAGUCACUGAGAGGAAUUAAAAAGGUGGGAACCAAUCUGAGAACAGGAAGCAGUCCAAGGAGAAGAGAGCAAUGAACACAAGUCAUCUUCCUUUCUGCCACUAAACAACUCAACAUGGCAGAUUCCUAAUCAUCCUUCUCCCCCCACAGGAGACACUCAUCAUUGUCCUCAAACCUUCCCCUUUCAUCUCCUUAAAUCUCCUCUCCCCCCGUGGCUCACCUCGACCCACCAUCCUCCUCGCCAUGAGGCCUUCUCCUUACUCCGUCAACGGCUUCUUCUGUUCCCUUUCGGCCGGCCUAGAUGAGCUCGACCUUUCGUCGAACACCUUCAUGUCGCUGCAGUUUUUGCAGCGUGCCAUCGCUCUCCUCCGCUCGCUUCACUCCCAGCUCAUCGGCUUGGUGAAGAAGCUCCACCUGCCUGCCGGUGAGCGGUGGCUCGACGAGUACAUGGACGAAAGCUCCCGCCUUUGGGACGUCUGCCAUGUCAUCAAGCUUGGCGUCUCCGGCAUGGAGAGUUACAACUCCCGUGGAGCUGACAUGGUCUCCUCCCUCGAAGUCUGGCACAGGAAUCCCAAUCCCGACCUCGCUCUCCAGGCGCUGCGAGCCAUCACACUUUGUAGGCGAGAAGCAAUGAGACUGGAGGAGGAGAACAGGGUGUUGGCGGAGACUAAAUUGGAGCCGGACUCGCUUCGGUUGGAUGAUGAGAGGGCGUUCUCGGAGUCCAGGCUCUACGGAUUCAACGGCUUCAGAGGAGUCUUAUACGCGCUGAGGAACGUGAGCUCGUUCCUUCUCUUAAUCUUGAUAUGGGGAUCGGUCUAUUGCUGUCCCGAUCAGGGCAACCUCGACGGCUCCGCCUUCUACGCCGGAGGUUACGCCACUCCCCUGGCGAGACUGCAACAGAGGCUGCUGGGGGAGGUGGAGGAACUCGGUGGCGGUCCGGGAACAUUGAUGCACGAGUUCCGGGCCUCGCGGGCGGCGACGGAGGAGCUGAAGGAGGAACUGGAGAAGGCCGACGCAGAACCAGACGUCGCCGCAGGGAGGCUCAAGGAGAAGCUGGAAGGACUAAAAGACUGGUUUUUGACGUUAAGGAUCGGGACUGAGAACCUCAUCGGGCAGCUGGACGACUUGUUCGAUGAGAUUGUGGAGGGAAGGAAAAAGCUACUGGACAUCUGCAGCCACCACUGAGUUCAAGUGUUCGAUUACUACGGCAGCAACGGAGAGAAGUUUGAGGAAGAAGCCUCUUCUACCUUUUAGAUUUGUCUUCAUCAAUUAUUGUUUCUCUGAUGAAAGAAAAGUGUUCUAGUGAUAUACAAUUACAAAGAGCAACACUUCUUAGCAUCUCUGUAGUCUUUCCACGGAAACAGUGAGAAUAGAAUGUGAAAUCUCUGAUUAAAAAAAAAAAGAUAAAAUUUUUAAUACUGCAAAUGCAGGAAUCUUAUCGCA
Molecule: messenger RNA, 1594 nt
Organism: Zingiber officinale
Lineage: Eukaryota; Viridiplantae; Streptophyta; Magnoliopsida; Zingiberales; Zingiberaceae
Exons: 2
Coding region: 395-1336 (313 amino acids)
Source: RefSeq, a predicted model, not a curated record